This is a messenger RNA of Onthophagus taurus, 2439 nucleotides long. The record is from RefSeq and is a predicted model, not a curated record. Lineage: Eukaryota; Metazoa; Arthropoda; Insecta; Coleoptera; Scarabaeidae.
AAUUAGAUGUUUUGUUACAUCAAAAGUUACAUCAUACAAAAAGGGGUCCAAGAAAAAUGUUUUGAAUGACACAAAACAUAACCUUAAUUUUAUUUUAAACUUCAUUCUUAAUUUAAAUUCAACAAAAAAAAUUCCAUUACUCUUUAUCUGUAAUUUAAAACACGCAUUAGAUAAGUUACUAAAAGAAAUCAAAACUAAAGAUAAACUUGUUUCUUAAUAAAUAUCUAAAUGAAUCAUUUUGACAAUUUAAUUUAACUUAUAACAUGGCCACGGUUCUAUUUAUUAAUAAAAUUGCCCAUCAACGUUUAAGUCUUCAACUGAAACUCUUAAAUUAUCGAUCCUUUACUAAUUAUUCAAGAAAUUCCCAAUUUUUAUUAAAAAAUACCCCCUCAGUUCAACAUUUACAAACGUCAUGCGUUACUACGACGAAAGAACCAGAUAAGGGACAAAAAGCAGGAAAUACUAUAGUUCUUUCCAAAGCAUUUUCAAAGCUUAAAGCUUUUUCACCCAGCCCUAAAAAACAGCCUGUAAGAGGAUGUUUUCACCCAGGUGUUUCAACACUUUCCAGGGAUACGAUUCAAUUAGAUGGAAAGGGGCAAGUUUCAGGGAAGCAAAUGGUCAAAGCAAUGCUUCAAUAUAUUUGGCCAGCUGAUGAUAAAGCAAUAAGACAAAGGGUUACUGUAGCGUUGAGUUUAUUAAUAAGUGCAAAGGUUAUGAAUGUAGCUGUACCUUUUAUAUUUAAGUAUUCGGUAGAUUAUUUGAAUGCAGGGCAAGCACUUAAUAUGAAUUCUGCUCCGGAAACUAUUACUACAGUAGCCGCAUCUCUUUUAUUAGGGUACGGAAUAGCAAGAGCUGGUGCAGCAGGUUUUAAUGAAUUACGAAAUGCAGUCUUUGCAAAAGUGGCUCAACGAUCUAUACGAAAAAUUGCGAAAAACGUUUUUGUACAUUUACAUAAUCUUGACUUGGGAUUCCAUUUAAGUCGACAAACAGGUGCUUUAUCAAAGACAAUUGAUCGUGGCUCUCGGGGAAUAAACUUUGUGCUAUCAGCUAUGGUUUUUAACAUUGUUCCAACAGUUUUCGAACUCGCCCUUGUUUCUAGUAUUUUAGGCAUAAAAUGUGGAUUAGCUUUCGCAGGAAUUUCAAUGGGUUGUGUUGGAGUUUAUAGCGCUUACACUUUAGCAGUCACACAAUGGCGCACAAAAUUUAGGGUUUAUAUGAAUAAAGCUGAAAAUGAAGCUGGGAAUAAAGCAAUUGAUUCCUUAAUUAAUUAUGAAACUGUUAAGUAUUUUAAUAAUGAACAAUUUGAAGCUGAUCGCUAUGAUAGUGUUUUAAAGAAGUAUGAAGAUGCUAGUUUGAAAACUAGUACCAGUUUGGCGGCACUUAAUUUUGGGCAAAAUGCUAUCUUUAGUGCUGCAUUAAGUGGGAUUAUGAUUUUAGCUGCCAAUGAGAUUGUAAAAGGGAAUAUGACUGUUGGUGAUUUAGUCAUGGUAAAUGGGCUUCUUUUUCAAUUAUCAAUUCCUUUGGGUUUCUUAGGAAGUGUUUAUAGAGAAGUGAGGCAAGCCUUAAUCGAUAUGCAAACUAUGUUUACCCUUAUGACAAUGGAAACAGCUAUUAAAAGCAAAGAAUUCGCACCUUAUUUAUACGUUGACUCAAAAUUAGCUUCAAUAACAUUCGAUAAUGUUUCCUUCGAAUAUGGACCAGGGAAACAAAUUUUAAAAGACUUAUCUUUUACAAUUCCAGCAGGAAGAAAAGUUGCUAUAGUUGGUGGAUCUGGUUCAGGAAAAUCAACUUUAGUAAGACUUCUUUAUCGUUUUUACGAACCAACAAAUGGUCGAAUAUUAAUCGGAGAUCACGAUAUUCGCGAAGUUGAUUUGGAAAGUCUGCGAAAAGCGAUAGCCAUCGUUCCGCAAGAUUCCGUUCUAUUCCACGAUACGAUCCUUCACAAUUUACAUUACGGCGAUUUAAAAGCGACCAAUGAUGAAGUUAUAAAAGCAUCUAAAAUGGCUGAACUUCACGAAAGUAUUACAAAGUGGCCACAAGGAUACCAAACGCAAGUUGGAGAAAGAGGUUUGAAAUUAUCGGGAGGAGAAAAACAAAGGGUUGCUAUUGCAAGAGCUAUUUUAAAAAAUACACCUAUUUUGAUUUUUGAUGAAGCUACAAGUUCUUUGGAUUCAAUAACUGAACAGAAUAUAUUAAAAGCGUUGAGACGUGCAACUGAGGGAAAAACGAGUAUUUGUAUUGCACAUCGUUUAAGUACUGUUAUGGAUGCGGAUGAAAUCCUUGUUUUAAAAGAUGGUAAAAUUUCCGAACAAGGUACACAUUAUAAUUUGGUAACAGAUCGAGGGACACUUUAUAGUCAGUUAUGGGAUGCUCAAAAUCAUAUGAAAGCUUAAAUUAUUUUAUUAGGAAAUUUGGUUUAGAUAAUUUUGUUAUAUUUUA